AUGUCGUUACAAUAUACUCCUAAGAGCGCUUUGAGACGUUUGAAGCACUACGAACAAGCUUUAGCUGAGCGAACCCCAAUUUCUGUUAACGACGAUGAUGAUGACUUCGAUGACGAUGGUGGAGCAGCCGGCGGUGGUUCUGGCAAUGGUGGUGGAGGAGGAAACAAGAAUGGUCGACGAGUAGCGAUUGGUGACGUAUCUAUGGAAUUGUUUGAUUCAAUGUACCCUGAACGUGUUCCUGCCGAGCCGCUACUGGAUUUGAAUCGCCAGGAUGUGCUGGAUCAUUUGCAAUGGAUGAUGCAGAAAGAUGUUCUUGGCCAAGACAUGUUUCUUAUUGGACCUCCAGGACCACUAAGAAGACGACUAGCAUUGACAUACCUAAAUGUGGUUAAUCGUGAACACGAAUACGUCGUAUUGCAUCGUGACACGUCUGCUGAAUCAGACAUUAAACAACGUCGAGAAAUUCAACGGGACUACACUUCUCCUAAAGGUGGCAAAGAAGGUCUGAUUAAAGCGGAAUGGAUUGAUCAGGCUGCUGUACGCGCUGCUCUUCUGGGACGAAUUCUGGUUAUUGAUGGUAUCGAGAAGGCUGAAAGGAAUGUGCUGCCUGUCCUCAAUAAUUUGUUGGAGAAUCGUGAAAUCAAUCUUGAAGACGGCCGCCACAUCAUCCACCCAGCAAGAUACGACGAUCUCCUCUCCCAACACUCACAAGCCCAACUCGAAGAAUGGAAACUCGUCAGAGCAUCUGAACAUUUCCGCGUCAUCGCUCUGGGUGUCCCCGUUCCUCCAUACCCAGGCAACCCCUUAGAUCCACCCUUCCGAUCCCGUUUCCAAGUACGAUAUGUAGAUGGACCGUUAUCUGUAUCAGGACAUAAACCACGUAAACAAUUGUUUUUGGAACGUAACGCGUUUCAAAAUGCUCCUGGUCAAGAGUCGUUCGAUAUGGAUGCACUCAAGACUGCGUUUAGUGAUGGGUUGAUGAGUAAAGUGUCGGAUGUUGUGUCGGUUGUCAAGUAUUCACAUUCUAUUGAUGAUCCAAUAUCUUCAACUGGACCUGAUAUGCUAAUUCCUCAGUUCCCACAAACUGCUGUGUCUGCCAUCUCUGACAUGUUUGAAUAUUUCCCUGCUGAAGCAAGCAAUGUGCCUGGAGCUUUAGAAAGAUUCUGGCCUUCAUCAUGGGUAGGCAGUGGUUUAUCUAGAGAUCAACGAGAAUCAUAUCAGAAAUUGUUACAAAAGUUUGGAGUGUUGCCUGCUGAUAAGUCAAAGAACUCAGCCGGAAGCCCAAUGAACUUUUCACGAACCACAUAUGAUCUAGUCGGGGUUCGUGUAUCUGACAUUAAGCAAGAAGCUGUAGCAAGAUUCAGAGGUGGUGUUGACCAAACCGAGUUACAAGUGUCUAUUGGUAAUUUGCCAUUAAGAGCUAUCUCGGAACGAGUUGUUGGAGUUGCUGGUCAACAAAUAUUUGUGCAUACUGCUCGUUACCAUGAUAUUAUUACUCGCAUGGCACAAGCUCAUGCGCUCGGUUCUGAUAUCUGUCUCAUUGGAACUAAAGGAUGUGGUAAAUCUAUUGCUAUCGCUCGUUUUGCUUCCCUCUUUGGUUACGAGACCGAAAUUGUGCACCUGUACAAGGAUAUGACUGCUCGUGAUUUACUACAACGACGUGGUACUCGUAAAGAUGGAUCCACAUUUUGGGAGAAUACAGGACUUGUUACUGCUGCUUUAGAAGGAAAGAUCGCCAUAUUAGAUGGAUUGGAAUGGGUACAAGCAGGAACUAUUGCUUCUCUACAACGUUUGAUUCAUGAUCGUGAAAUGGUAUUGCCUGAUGGCACAAUGCUCACGAAUCAACGGAACUUUGAGAUUUUGAUGGAGGAAGCUAAACUUACUCCCAAGGAUAUGCUUGCUCGACGUAUCUACCCAAUUCAUCCUUCAUUCCGUAUUGUUGCUUGUGCUAAUGUCGCACCACGAGCACCCAAAACCGAUAUAAUUUGGUUGACUGAAGAAGUUGGAACACUUUUCAUGUUCUUGGAGAUUCCUCCUAUUGGACUAGAUGAAGAAGCUGGAAUUAUUAAAGCCUUGACAAACUGCCCAGAAGCACCAAUGAAAAUCCUCUUAGAGUUUGCCUCGCGUUUCAGAGCUCUAGCUACAGCCGGAUCAGGUCACGAAUCCGUCCUCGCAAAAUCAGCAUCACUAUCAACCAGGCAAUUGAUUCGUAUAUGUCGCCGCCUCGUUAAAUUCCCAAACGAAGACCUCUACACUUCGAUUCACCGUACAUGUCUCUCUCCAUUCCUCCCAUCGCUCGCUAAACAAACGUUAGAAGAUAUCCUAACAGAUUCUGGCAUCCUACGUCCUAAAUUCAACAAGACAGCUAGUAAAUGGGUUGCAGGAACCAUUGAAGGAAACUCUGUCGUAAUCGGAGACGUUGCAUCUCCCAUAUAUCAAAUCCGACCUGAUGAUUUAGAAGCUGCUGCCCUUAUACCUCGUACUUCGCCCGGUACUGCUAAGUACUAUGAUAACGAUGUGCAUACUCGAAUUAUGAGAGAACUGGCUCUUGAUUUUGGAAUUGGGGAGCAUUUGUUGCUGAUUGGUAAUCAAGGGGUUGGAAAGAAUAGGUUGACGGAUCGGUUCUUGGAGUUGGUUGGACGACCUAGAGAGUAUAUUCAACUGCAUCGUGAUACGACUGUGCAGAGUUUGAUGGUUCAGCCUACUGUUGAAGGAGGUUUAAUUGUAUACAAAGACUCUCCUCUCGUGCGGGCUGUUACAAAGGGUCGUGUUCUCAUCAUCGAUGAAGCUGACAAGGCACCAACGUACAUCACAAGUAUUCUCAAAUCCUUAGCUGAAUCUGGUGAAAUGUCAUUGGCUGAUGGGCGUCGUAUACGUCCCUUCAUUCCUGGUGUUGCCAUGGAUCCGGUUAAAGAUAUCAUUUUGCAUCCAGACUUCAGAAUGAUUGUUCUAGCUAAUCGCCCUGGUUAUCCAUUCUUGGGUAACGACUUCUUUGGAUCUAUUGGAGAAGUCUUUAGUUCUCAUGCAGUAGAGAAUCCGGACUCGGAUUCUGAGAUUGAAUUGCUGUCGGGCUUUGCACCUGCUGUGGAUCGAAACACGAUGGAGAAGCUAGUACAUGCUUUUGGAGAUUUACGUCAAGCAUUCGACGAAGGUCUGGUCGCAUACCCAUACUCAUUACGUGAACUAAUGGCUAUUGUCAAGCAUUUGGGACGAUACCCUGAAGAUCCUCUCGACCAAGUAUUACGAAACGUUUUUGACUUCGAUGUACAUCGAAAGGAAUUCUUUGAAGUGUUGUUGGCUGCAUUGAAACGACAUGGAUUGGAUGUGCAGAUGGUUGGGUUUGAUGCAGUUACAAAGGGCAAGAAGUCUACAUUGAUGCUGAAGUAUGAGGAAGCUGAUUUAAAGAAAAAUAAACCUCCAGCAGCUGGCGGCCCCAAACAUGGUGAUGUAGAUCCUAAAGGUGCUCGUCAUUCUGGUGGUGGAAGAUGGGCUGGUGGCAGUGGAGGUUCCAAUACAGCCGGUCUUGGCGGUCGAGGAGGCCCUUACCGAUUAGAUGGCGGUCAUGAUAUCUCGCAACUCCCAGACGAUGUGAAAAACGACGUCCCCGAACACGUCAAAGAAGCGGCUCGGCAAAUGGGUCGUGACGUACUAGCUAAACGACUCGGCGAGAUCCAAAUGUCUGCUUUCGAAGCCGAAGGAUACAAAGAGGUCUACGAUGGGGUCAAAACUGAAAUUCGCGCUUUAAGAGUCGUAUUGGAAGGUGUUCAGGCUAAAGAACGUGAACGACAAUGGCAAAAGAAUCAAACUGAUGGAGACUUGGACGAUUCCAAGCUUGUUGAAGGUUUGACAGGUGAACAUUCUAUAUAUAAGAGACGUGGUGAAGAGGUACCUGAAAUGGGGACUACUGGCAAGAAGCCUAAGAGGAUCAAGUUUGUAUUUGAUGUUUCUGGAAGUAUGUACUAUUUCAACCGUAUGGAUGGUCGUCUGACUCGAUCUUUGGAAGCUGCGCUUAUGAUGAUGGAGAGUUUACACAAUCUCCGUGGCAAAUUUGUCUAUGACAUGAUUGGUCAUUCUGGAGAUUCAGCUGAAAUACAAUUGGUACCAGUUGAUAGUCCACCACAGAACGAAUUUGAUCGUUACAAAGUAUUGCAAACUAUGGUCUCACAUGCUCAAUAUUCAUGGUCUGGUGAUAAUACUCUGACUGCAGCUGAGAAGGCCAUCCAAGAUAUAACAAAAGUAGACGCAGAUGAUUACUUUGUGGUCAUCCUCUCUGAUGCUAAUUUGAGACGAUAUGGUAUUCGUCCACAAGAACUAGGAGCAAUCUUGGAUUCAGACUCCAGAGUCAAUGCGGCGGUGAUCUUUAUUGGAACUAUUGGUGAAGAAGCCAAAUACCUCACUACACAUCUCCCACCUGGCAAGGCAUUCGUUGCUACUGAUACUCGUGAAAUUCCACGUAUCGUCAAGCAACUGUUUGAUGCAAUCAACAAGUAG
Molecule: messenger RNA, 4491 nt
Organism: Synchytrium microbalum
Lineage: Eukaryota; Fungi; Chytridiomycota; Chytridiomycetes; Synchytriales; Synchytriaceae
Exons: 23
Coding region: 1-4491 (1496 amino acids)
Cellular component (GO): cytoplasm
Molecular function (GO): ATP hydrolysis activity; ATP binding
Source: RefSeq, a predicted model, not a curated record